Corythoichthys intestinalis (scribbled pipefish) is the source of this 9763-nucleotide messenger RNA. RefSeq names its product kalirin-like. Gene Ontology annotation, cellular component: extrinsic component of membrane; cytoplasm; postsynaptic density. NCBI's taxonomy places the organism in Eukaryota, Metazoa, Chordata, Actinopteri, Syngnathiformes, Syngnathidae. Gene Ontology annotation, biological process: axon guidance; intracellular signal transduction. The transcript has 57 exons. The coding region runs from base 425 to 7534 and encodes 2369 amino acids. The record is from RefSeq and is a predicted model, not a curated record. Gene Ontology annotation, molecular function: guanyl-nucleotide exchange factor activity; protein binding.
GACGGACCGAGCGAGGUUAUCAUCAUCAAGAGAAAACCGAGUGGUGGGGAGAUACCGGUUCGUGUUAUGUUACAUGCAUAGGGUAACAGUAACACGGCCAUUUACAAUGAGGAGGCGUGAGAUGUAGUGCCGUGAGGAGUCACCAUAGUCAGCAUCUCCAUCAUCAUCGGCGAGGAGGAGGAGGAGGAGGAGGUGGAUCGUCGAGGCUGAACGUGGAGGAUGCACCAUCACUGACCCACGGAUCGUUACCGGGAGGAGGGGAACGUAUCCGUCCCUUGCGGCGGACUAAUAUUAGCUUAGUUCGGGGGACCCCUCUGAUGUGAAGCCGCGGAUAUGGACUGGUAGGCUGGGGAGGAGGCGAACGUUUGCACACAACGGAGGAGAGAGCCCGAGGACGAGAAGGAGUAUAGGAGGAGGGAGGAGGAUGAAUCCGGUGGAUGGAAUAGGAGAAACGGGCCCGGACGGCCUGGCGACGGCAGGGUCCAGUAAAACAGAGUCCGUCCGGGCAGGUGACGUCCUGACAGUGCUCAGAGAGAAAGUGGCCUUUGUGUCUGGUGGACGAGACAAACGAGGAGGACCAAUCCUGACAUUCCCAGCUAGGACCAACCAUGAGCGAAUAAAACAAGAAGAUCUGAGUCGGCUAGUUACAUACCUGUCAACUAUUCCUAGUGAGGACGUGCGUGCUCGAGGGUUCACAGUGGUGGUGGACAUGCGUGGUAGUAAGUGGGACAGCGUGAAACCAGUGUUACGCACUUUGCAGGAGUCAUUUUCCUCUAACAUCCACAUCGCGCUGCUCAUCAAACCGGAUACAUUUUGGCAAAAACACAAGACCAACCUGGGCAGUGCAAAGCUCAGCUUUGAGACCAGUCUGGUGUCUGUGGAAGGUCUGUCCCGGUUAGUUGACCCCUCUCAGUUGACAUCUGACCUCGGUGGCUCUUUGGAGUAUGAUCAUGUGGAGUGGACAGAGCUGCGUCUGGGUCUGGAGGAGUUCUCAGGGGCUGCCACACAACUGUUAACCCAACUGGAUCAGCUGGAGGUUGGGCUGACCAGCAUACCAGAACCGCAGGAUGUAGAUGACUCCCGCAAAAUCCUCGAGGAACACAAUCGUCUCCGGAACACCAUCGCUACAGCCCCAGUUGACGCCCUUGACCGUGAGGGGAAGAGCUUGCUUCAGCGCAUGCGCUUGGGCCCCUCCCACGGGGACACAUUGAAUGAGAGUGGUGGCGGGAGCCAUGGCAGCUGGCUGUCUGGCGGGGCUGACUUUCAAAGCGUGGCGCCAAAGGUGUCCUCCUUACUGGAUCGUCUGCAAGUGGCUCGUAGUCAUCUGCUGCAGAGCUGGAGCGACAGGAAGCUCCAUUUAGACCAGGCUCUGCAGUUACACCUUUUUGAGCAGGAUGCCACCAAGAUGUCUGAGUGGAUCGCCCACAGUAAGGAGUUAUUCGUGCAGUCUCUAGUGGAGGUUGGUCAGAACCAUCAGCACGCCGUUGACUUGCAAACACAACAUCAGCACUUCACCUCAAAUGUGAUGAACGGUAGUGUGAAUGUGGACAGUGUCGUGACUGUGGCAGCCAGGCUUGCAGAAGCUGGUCACUUUGGGGCGGAGAGAAUUUCCACAGUGUCCUCAAAGCUUCAAGAAGACUGGAAAUCUCUGACCACCGCACUGGAGGAGCGUAGCAACACAUUAGCAAUGGCAACUGGCUUCCACCAAGGGGCAGAACAGUUUCUUCAGAAAGCAGAGGCGUGGCUUCAAACCUAUGCUGAGGCAUCACUGCCAUUAGUGACGACUGAGCUUGAAGAAGCUGUAAAAACACAUCAGGAGCUGAAUGAGGAGAUCUCUGCCAACUACACCCAGGUCAGCGAAAGCGGCAAAGCCUUGCUUGAGGUCCUAAACCGGAGUGUGGCGACAGACAACAACGAAUCAUCGUCUAAACCAGACUUCACUGCCACCACACACGGCAUCAUGGGAGUUCUGCACCAGGUCAUGCAGUGUCACCAUGACCUGGAGAAUGCAUGGCAACACCGCAAGCUUCGCCUCCACCAGCGCCUUCAGCUGUGUGUGUUUCAACAGGACGUCAGACAGGUAUUGGACUGGGUGGAGCAGCAUGGUGAGGUUUUCCUCAACAAGCACAGCGGUGUAGGGAAGUCUCUGCACCGAGCGCGAGCUCUUCAGAAACGGCACGAUGACUUUCAGCAAGUGGCUCAGAACACUUACACCAAUGCAGAGAAGCUUCUGGAAGCAGCUGACCAACUGGCUCAGUCUGGUGAGUGUGAGGAGGAGGAGAUCUACCAGGCGGCCCGUGACUUAGAGCUUCGCAUGCAGGCAUUCAUUCAGAAGGUGGAACAAAGGAAAAUGCUGCUAGACUUGGCUGUAUCCUUCUACACACACACCAAAGAGCUAUCGUCAUGGAUGGAAGGGCUACAGAAGCAGCUCUCCGCUGACCUCUGCAAUGGAUCUGAAUCCGUGGAAGCUCUGCAGACACUAAUGAACCAGCAACAACAGCAGCAGGCCAACACACAGGAGGCUGCAAUGAGUGUCAUCAGAGAAGGGGAAGACUUGAUACUACAACUCAGGCCCCAGGGCAGCUCAGUGGCCCAUGUUGAGUCAGUGCUUCAACAACUGGAGGAGUUCCACGUUCAACUGGAGGAAGUAUUCCAUCAGAGGAAGAUCCGAUUGGAUGUUUACCUGCAACUGCGUAUUCUACAACAGUGCAUCUUGGAGGUCACCGGAGAGAUGGAUGCCUGGAAGCAAGAGCUCCAGAAACAAUCCCAGGACCUCUCUUCUGAGAAGCGGCUCUCUGAACCUAACCAAGACAAGCAAACACUCGGGCCAUCACGACUAGCUGAAGCUAGCCCAGAGGCACUUUCAUUAGCACAGCAGCGAAUUCACAGGCACAUGGAAAGGCGGCUCGCUGUGAACAAUAUGACCUACGAGGUGGUUCAGCAAGGUCACGACCUUCAGCAGUACAUCACCGAGGUUCAGGCAACAGGAAUUGAGCUUUCAGAGGUGGAGGGUGAGCUCUCUUCUCAGGUGGAGGAGCUGCAACGCCUAAUGUUGGACAAACAGAAAGAACUGCAGCAAAUCGCAGAUCACACUCACACACACCUGGAACAGAAUCUCCAACUUAGACACCUACAGAACCAGGUUAAACAGGUGCUGGGUUGGAUCACGGAGGGUGAAGUCAUGUUGUCAUCCUGCAUGCUGAACUCCAGCUGUUUGUCGGAAGCUGAACAGCUGCAGAGAGAACAUGAGCGCCUCCAACAGGCCAUAGAGGGGCUCUUACAUGCUGACUCCUUGCAGAGGACCCACCAGGUAGCUCUGGCUCUACAGCAGAGAGCAGAGCUACUAGUCAGGUCAGGCCACUAUGAUCCAGAUGCUGUGAGGUCCUGCGCACAAACAGUGGCACUGCAUUGGCAGACCCUGAUGCUGCGGAUUGAGGACCGACUCAAGCUGGUCAAUGCUUCUGCCGCUUUCUACAGAACAUCACAACAAGUAUGCGGAGUGCUGGAGAGUCUAGAGCAGGAGUACCGUAGGGAGGAGGACUGGUGCGUGGGUGGGGAUAGACAGCCUGAACAUCUCUUGCCCCUCAUUAACAAACACAUGGAGCAGAAGGAGGCCUUUCUCAAGGCAUGCACACUCGCCAGACGGAAUGCGGAGGUUUUCCUCAAGUACAUCCACCGCAACAGUGUCACCAUGGCGAAUAUCUCUGGCCACAAUGUCAACGUGCCGGGGGUCACCGAAGUGACUGGGCAUUCGCGGGUACCGGAGCAACAGGUCAAAGGUAUCCUCAGUGAGUUGUUACAGAGAGAAAAUAGAGUUCUUCACUUUUGGACGUUAAAAAAGCGCCGACUGGACCAAUGUCAGCAAUAUGUCAUGUUCCAGAACCAUGCACAACAGGCUCUGGAUUGGUUGGCUCAGUCAGGGGACCAUUACCUGGCCACGCACACGUCACCAGGGGCUACAGGGGCAGAAACGCAAGAGUUGCUCAACCAACACCGACAGUUUUGCGUUUCGGCCAAACAUACCCAGGAAAAGGUUCACUUGCUCAUCCAACUGGCUGAGAGCAUGCUAACCAAAGGCCACGCUCACCGCAUAGAGCUUCGCCGAUGUGUUUCCGCCGUAGAUAAACGGUAUCGGGACUUCACUGUCAGGAUGGGCCAGUACCGCCAUUUGCUGGAGACGGCGUUGGGAGGCUGCCCACAGGACAACAAGGACUUGGAGCUGGAGCUAAUUCCCAACAGUCUGUCUGACUCAGAUCCUGAAGUCAAUCUAUCAGACCCCAGCCACCAGGUCAGCGAUGAAAAGAGACGCUCAGCCCGCAAGAAAGAGUACAUAAUGGCAGAGCUGCUUCAGACAGAGAGGGUCUACGUCCGAGACCUUCAAGAAUGCAUUGAGACAUACAUGUGGGAGAUGACGAGUGGCUCUGAAGAUGUCCCAUCUGGUCUUAGCAAUCGGGACGAUGUGGUGUUUGGGAACAUCCAGGAUAUAUACGAGUUCCAUAACAGCAUUUUCCUGAAGGAGCUGGAAAACUAUGAGCAGCUUCCGGAAGAUGUGGGACAUUGUUUUGUCACCUGGGCUGACAAGUUCCACAUGUACGUGACCUAUUGCAGGAAUAAGCCAGACUCCAGUCUACUGAUCCAACAGCAUGGUGCUGGCUUCUUUGAGGAGGUGCAGAGGAGACACGGGCUCACUAACUCCAUCUCAUCAGCGCUCAUCAAACCUGUUCAGAGGAUCACUAAGUACCAACUACUGCUAAAAGAGUUGUUGGCGUGUUGUGAAGAAGGAAAGGGCGAGAUUAAGGAAGGCCUGGACGUAAUGCUGAGUGUUCCCAAGAGAGCUAACGAUGCUAUGCAUGUUAGCAUGCUAGAAGGUCUCGAAGAGGGUCUAGAAGUGCAAGGUGAGCUCUUGCUGCAGGACUCCUUUCUCGUUUGGGAACCUAAGUCCCUCAUCAGGAAAGGGCGUGAUCGACACCUCUUCCUGUUUGAGCUGUCACUUAUCUUCAGCAAGGAAAUGAAAGAUUCAUCAGGACGGACCAAGUAUAUUUACAAGAGUCGCUUGAGGACAUCAGAACUUGGUGUGACGGAACACAUUGAAGGAGAUCCUUGUAAAUUUGCGCUUUGGGUUGGCAGGACGCCAACUUCGGACAACAAGACAGUUCUGAAGGCAUCAUCAUUGGAGCUGAAGCAGGAGUGGGUCCGCAGUAUUCGCCAGGUGAUCCAGGAGAGGCGGGGUCACCUUCGGGGAGCGCUGAGGGAGCCCAUCCCGCUUCCGAAAACCCCCAAUCUCACUCUUGGACGGCAACGCAGCAUGUCACGCAGAGAGACCAGCGAGGAUGCCGACAGCUUGGGUGACGCCAGCAGUCAGCCUGACACUGUCUCCAUCGCCUCCCGAACAUCCCAAAACACCGCAGACAGCGACAAGCUGUCGGGAGGCUGUGAGUUAGUGGUGGUGUUGCUGGAUUUCUCCUCUGGUUCACCUGGAGAGCUGAGUGUCCGCUGUGGUCAGACUGUUGAGCUAGUGGAACGCUCAGCUGAGAGACCCGGCUGGUGUUUGGUCCGAACAACCGAUCUAACUCCACAACAGGAGGGGUUGUUGCCGAUGAGCGCCCUCUGCCUGUCACAUUCUCAUAGUGCUGCCGACAUGGAAACACUGGUGCCGGCUUCUCCUGCCUCUUCGGGCAACGCCCCCUCCUGCAUCACCACUACCACCUCUUUCAGUGCCUCCAAUUCAUCGUCACUCACGAGCUCUGGGAAGGAUUCUGGACCAUUAACCCCUGAGACAGCUGCUCUACAUGUUCAACCCACUCAAAGUGGGACAACCACUGUGGUCUCCAGUCUGGGUGGAGCUCCAGCGGGUGCUGCCAGUUCACCAGCACCAAAACGUAGUGGCUCAGGGACAGGAAACACAUUAAAGCGCUGGUUGACCAGUCCCGUUAGGCGGCUGAGUCAAGGAAAAGCUGAUGGACAGAAGAAAGCUCCGAUCCGCAAUAGAAGGCGGGAUAACCGGACAGAAGUGACCAUGCCUCUCACGGGAAAUUCAACAAUGAAGGCAAAAAAGGAGGAUGCGGGACAAAGUGGAGGGGAGGAGGAGCCAGAGGAAGAAAGUCACACCCCUUUACCACCACCUAUGCAGAUAAUUAAAGAUCCCAACAACAGUGGGGCACUCGACUCUGACCAAAGUUCCAAUGAGUCGGAUAGUGAGCAGCAAAACAAAGCAAUGAGAGGGCGCAUGUUCGUAGUAAACGAGAUGAUUCAAUCGGAGAAGGACUACGUGAAGGACUUGGGAGUAAUUGUUGAGGGUUUUAUGUCAAGGUUGGAUGUCAGGGGGAUCCCAGAGGACAUGAGAGGAAAAGACAAGAUUGUAUUUGGCAACAUUCAACAGAUCUAUGACUGGCAUCGCGACUUCUUCCUGGUCGAGUUGGAGCGUUGCAUUCAAAACCACGACCUUCUGGCCGACCUCUUCAUCAGACAUGAGCGCCGCCUCCACAUGUAUGUGGUUUACUGUCAGAAUAAACCGCGGUCAGAGUACAUCGUCAUAGAGUACGAGACCUUCUUUGAGGAGAUCCAGCAUGAGAUCAGCUGCAGGAUGUCUAUCAGUGAUUACCUAAUCAAGCCCAUCCAGAGGAUCACCAAGUAUCAGCUCCUGCUGAAGGAUUUCCUAAAGUACACAGCCAAAGCUGGUUUGGACUGCGAAGAGAUCGAGAAAGCACUGGAGCUGAUGUCGCUGGUGCCGAAACGCUGCAAUGAUAUGAUGAACCUUGGCCGCCUGCAGGGUUACGAGGGUAAGCUGACCUCUCAGGGUAAGCUGCUGCAGCAGGAGACCUUCUGCGUGUGGGAGCAGGAUGGUGGUGUACUAUCUCGGAGCAAAGAACGCCGGGUUUUCCUGUUCGAGCAGAUCAUCAUCUUUAGCGAACUCCUGCGCAAAGGAUCCAGCAAUCCAGGAUAUCAAUUCAAGAACAGCAUCAAGGUGAGUUACCUGGCCAUGCAGGAGAACGUGGAGGGAGACCCCUGCAAGUUCAUGUUGUGGUCUCGCGGUUCGGCUGAGCGCUUCACGCUGCAAGCGUCCUCCACUGGCAUCAAAACCACCUGGGUGGAAAACAUCACCGCCCUGCUGGAUGCUCAGAAUAAUUUCCUGUCUGCACUCCAGUCUCCUAUCGAGUACCAGAAAAAGGAGGGCGGAAUAUCGGUGACCCGCCCACUGUCGUCGGGGAGGUCACCUUCAGCUCCACCCACACCUAACGGCCACGCCCCUCAGUCGUUGCCAGAUAGCGAUCAGGAUGUCCAGGUGGGAAUCAACACACCUACCAGUGCUUUAACAACUUUGGAAGGGCCACUGAAUGCAAAGGCACAGGAGUUGGUGCUAGUGCUUCAGGACUUUGUGGCCGUACGCGAAGACGAGAUCUGCGUCUUCCGGGGGGAGAAAGUUCAAAUUCUGGCCUCCAACCAACAGGGUCAGAGUCUGGUGUACCGCCCGGCCAACAGCGACUCGCCGGCGGCCGAAGGCUGGGUGGCACGCAGCGCACUCGACACACAAUGACAAACGCACAUGCACAUACUCAGACUCCCUGUAGCAGGUAAUGUUAGGCCCGCCCUCCUUCCUGUGGUUUCAGUGUAAAAACACACCGUCAGACAUCAUCCAUUCAGGACUGCCAUCCAAUUGGUCAGUGGAUCAAUCGCAGAAGACAUCACAAACUUUUGAAUCCGGGAACCUGCCGUUGCCUAGCAACUAGAGACGGUUUAAAAAAAAAAAAGAACCGGCAUUCCUUUAGAUGUCUCUGACUCUGCCUGUCAUGAUGAGGAUGCACAUAUACUGUACUGCAUACAUGCCACUGUUUGGAUGAAGGUAAUGAAGAUGCUCAAUAUGAAGAAUAAUAGAAUCUGUUUUUCACCUUAAUAGAGAAACUGUUUGUCAUAUUCCUGUGUGCGUGAGAGAAAGUGUGUAUGUGUCAGAGUGUGUCUUAGUGGCGCCUUCCUGUUUAGGUUUUGAUCCGCUGACUGUAGCAUUACCAUGUACACCAAAUUGUGUUGGCGGUAAAGCGUUCAUCUUGAUUUUGUCGGUUUGUCUGGGCAAAUCAGAAUAGACCUUUUCAACGCGACGUCACACGCACUUUUGGGUGGUCACUAGGAAGCAAACUCUUAAGACUGCACUGGAGAAGAGCAAGAAGUCAUUAGAGACCAACAGUUCAGAUGAUCAGUUGAGAUUAAAAUGACUUGGGCGGGGGGGUGGCGGAGGAAAAUGGUUAAAUGAUUUUCAUCGCCUUCUCCACACAAUUUAGAUUAAAUGUGCAAUGGCAUUGUGCCACCCGGAAGUAACCUGGCGCCUAUUGUUUACAAACUUUCUGAAAAGGUCUGUUGGCCAACGCCAUCAUUACCAUCCCAAACUGUGGUGGUGCUAGCCUGUUGACUUCAUACGUGCAGCUCUGCUCACUUUGGAUAUACUGAUUAUGCAUUUUUCCUUUGUGUUCAUCUAAAACAUUGUCUGUCCUGCUUCCUGACAGUCAUCUGGUCCACCGUCCCGCCUGGUGUCCUGUCCCACUUCCUGUUUCUCUGUCCGACUUCCUGUGUUUUACACUAAUGUUGCUCCCUGUACGACCUCCUCCCUGGCCAACUUCUCUUUCCUUUAUCCCAAAUUCCUGUUUCCUGUCACCUAGGUUUUCUUCUGGUGCCAUUCUCAGACAACACCCUCGUCCUUAAGGAACUAUGCAGCCUGAGAAAAUAGUGCUGGGUUUAAGUUGGAAUGUAGCGCUUCGAUUUUGGCAGGUUUACAGAGAUGCGUUGUGUAUGACUUGAGCUCAAUGUUGUGGGCCAUUACUAAGGAAUAAUGUUGCAAAAUGAGUUAUGUGUUUUCACUGCGUAUGAUGGGGCAUUUUAGAAAUAAUUCAAACACUAAACUUCCCUUGGGAGUGCACUCAUUGGCUGCCAUUGAUGACGAUAGAUGUCCGAUCACGUGGCUCGUAUAUCGCCUUCAAGGGCAGCCAAUGAGGUAAGUCGGAAUUGUUGAUAAUGAAAAGGAAAGGUCAUCACGUUCAAGUGUGAAUAUAAACACAACUCAAUACAAUUAAACAAUUUGAUGUUUCAAAAUAUUGGUUUUAGAUGGAAUUAUCAUGUAUGUCAUUGAACAAAACCUACUGUUAAUGCGGAGUUAAUUAUGACUCAACCCCUCAAUCAAACCCGUUUCACAAUUGGAAACGAUUAAGACCUUUUGUGAAUACCUCAUUUCUUCUCUUUCAUUCCAAGGGAAAGUUUCAAUUUUUGAAAUUUUUCUGAAUUGUUCAACCCUUUCGAGAAAUCAAAUCGACAAUACAGACCCUGAAAGCCAUAUAUGGGUACAUUACAGUCUGAGGCAGGGGUGGACAAAAUAUGGCCCUCUCUUCUUUAAUCUGGCCCACUGAGUGUUUACAUGAUCAAUGGCCUGGAAAUAUUUACAACUAGUUAUUGAUUUGGAUUUAUCAAAUGGAAUAAUUAUUUGAAGGGGUAUUUGCAAUUAAAAAAAAAAAAAAAAAAUCUUUCUUGGGAUUUGGUGGUUUCUAAUUAAAGGACAAGAUGGGGCCAGAUAGGGUUUGCGGGGGCAAAGGGGUGAGGUCAUUUUAAUCAUGCACGAUUUAAUCUUAGUUUUAACAAAUAUCAGUAUUUUUUUCAAUUGCAAACCCACCCACUCAAGAAUGCAUUAUUUCCAUUAUAAAUGGUCAAUUAUUUGAAAUAUGAUUGAUUUAUGAUUUUUUUUUUACCCCUUUGACGUAAUUUCCUGGUAUGUGUUUUGCUUUUU